Messenger RNA from Cooperia oncophora, 429 nucleotides. The record is from the annotation of a GenBank genome assembly. NCBI's taxonomy places the organism in Eukaryota, Metazoa, Nematoda, Chromadorea, Rhabditida, Trichostrongylidae.
AUGAUUCUGAAUCUGCGACACCAGGACAACAGUUUUCCUCGUAUAAUCUUCUCCAUUACUUUGGCUGGUGUAGAAAGUCGAUUGCAUAGUGGAUUUGAUGAACACUCAAAAAGACGUUGCUUCUGGGACAUUAAAUUCUUAAUGGAGAACGUGUUGACUGGAGUAGUGAAACCAGAGAAGUUUGCCGUUAUGACGAGCGAAGAGAUGGCGUCAGAUGAAGUGCGCGAGAUGCGUGACAAAUUCAACAAAGCUGCAAUCUUAGAACAUCAAAUGAGCGUUCAACAAGGCACUCCAUCGGAUAUGUUCAAAUGUGGAAAGUGUGGUAAGAAGAAUUGCACAUACACUCAACUUCAAACUCGAUCAUCUGACGAGCCGAUGACCACUUUUGUUUUCUGUCUUGAAUGUGGUAAUCGCUGGAAGUUCUGCUGA